AUGAUAAUUAUUUUAAUUUGCAUUAUGAUUUUUUCAUAUCUUAUGUAAGCGACAUGCUUAGUUCGUUCCAAUAUCCUAAAUUUUGCCAUACUAUAUCUCAACAUAAUUUCCUUAAAAAAUCAAGAAGGCAAUUAAAAACUUAAUUUAAUACAAUAUAAAGAAUAUUGAAGAAAAUAUCUCUGUGAAUCAAGCUCUUCAAGAAACGAUAUCCAAAAUCAAUCAUAAAAUUCAAAUUGCAAAUGCUGAAGCAUAUUUAAUGGAAAAUUUUCUGGAAUCAUUGCAAAAUUCGAUAUCAUACAUUUCUAAAACAGAUGAUUUAGAUGGCAAGUAUUUAGAUUUCAAUCAUAAUUAUUAUUUUUAUAGAAAAGUCAGUCCCACAACUGUUUUAACUCCCCUAAGCAAAGUCAUUGGAAAAUUUCUGAAAAGCCUCCGUGAUUAAAGAAAAAAUAUUUUAACAUGAUAUGAUAACUUUUUUAACGAAUAUCUAACUGAAUCUGUUAAAUUUUAAACAGCCUGCAUUCUAAAGCAUAGGAAUUUUUUUAAUUAAAAAAAUUGCAAAAUAUUUCUCAUUGUGGAGGGGUAUUAAGAAGAAUGAAUCCAAGCAUAAAAGCUCAAAAACUUAUAGAGUGCUUAUAUAUUUUUAUGAAUAAAAAUUAUAAAGAUUGAGAUCAUUUUUUAAAUGACUAUAAUAGGAAUUUGCUCUGGGAUUUAACGAAUAAGCUUAAUGAUAUUGCUAUGAAAUUGAAAGAUGAGCAGUUAAUGAAAAUUUCUCAAACUAUUGAAGAACUGGAUAAAUGAAGCUCCAAAGCAAAUUAUGAGCUAACUUCCUCCCUCCAGAGCGCACUCACAGAGGGGGGUUAAUUUUUUUUUUAAAAAUAAUAUAAAUUUUAUAGUAAAUUUUUUUUCGAAAUUUAAAAAAACCCAACUUCUCAAUAAUUAGAAACCAAAUAUUAAUUUAAUGUAUAAAAUUUAUGUUUUAAAACGCAAUUUGUUUAAAAUUAAACAGAAUUAGUUAGAGGUUUCAUGAUAAUAAUUAUUGCUUAUAUAUCAAUUUUUAUUUUCAUAAAAAUUUUUAUAUUAAAAAAUUUUUGUUCCCACGGAGGGUUGGUUUUUUGGCAAAAAAUCGGGAUUUUUUCAAUGGUUUUGCUCACUCACGGAGAGGGGAGUAACGAAUAUUUAUUUUUGAAUCAAAAGGACUCACUUAAAAAUUUUAAAAUUCAAAGCUCAAUCUCCAAUAGAAAAGGCUAUAGAAGAAAUAUCAAAACAACUAAUUUUAAAGAAAGAAGAAUUAGCGUGGCUAGAUAGAGAGUUGCAAGAUGCUAUAAGUUUUCAAUCUAAAAUAUAA
This is a messenger RNA of Blepharisma stoltei, 1345 nucleotides long. The record is from the annotation of a GenBank genome assembly. NCBI's taxonomy places the organism in Eukaryota, Ciliophora, Heterotrichea, Heterotrichida, Blepharismidae.